Molecule: messenger RNA, 926 nt
Organism: Neopsephotus bourkii (Bourke's parrot)
Lineage: Eukaryota; Metazoa; Chordata; Aves; Psittaciformes; Psittacidae
Product: protein hinderin-like
Exons: 5
Coding region: 113-637 (174 amino acids)
Source: RefSeq, a predicted model, not a curated record
CUCCUUAGCCAGGGCGGUGCUGAGUUGUGCACCGGAAGCUGUAGUCCUGUCAGCAGAAGCUCGUCCACCCUAAUGGCGGACUAAACCUGCCACUAGGACUACAACUCCCGGCAUGCUCCGCUCCCUCGGCACGGGCAGCCAAUGGGGGGGUGACGGGGGGCACUCUGGGAGUGGCGGUUGUUUCAAGAUGGCGGAGGCGGGCGGUGGGCCGGGCGGUGGUGUUUACUGGAGUCAGGGCAUUUCUGAUGGAGAACAGCGAAUGGUAUCUGUUUCAGGAGUGGCUACAAAAGGAAAUUUAAGAACAAGGUGUUUGCCAAAAAAUCAGAAAACUGAAACUGAACUAAAGGUGCCUGCGGCUGCUGCUUCCAUUCCCAUGGAUCCCGUUAGAAGCACAGGAGAUCUGACAGGGCAGCAGGUCACUAAUGAAGGAGGAGUGAAGAGUGCUUCUUUAAAGGAUUUGUGUCCUGAGGACAAGAGGCGCAUUGCAAACUUAAUUAGAGAACUUGCCAGGGUAAGUGAAGAAAAGGAGGUGACAGAAGAACGGCUGAAAGCUGAACAGGAGUCAUUCGAGAAGAAGAUCAGACAGCUAGAGGAGCAGAAUGAACUUAUCAUCAAGGAAAGGGAAGAUAUCCUUUAAAAAUAUGUGCGGGGGCUCACUGUCUGAAAUAAAAAGUGAACUGCAGAGAAAUAAUUGUUCUAAUUUAUGGCAGAGAAUAAAUCUGCAUGUGCUGCCAUUCAAAAGCAAUCAAAGAGAUGACUUGUCAGCCUGUGAUGCUAGUUCAUUUGAGCUUAAAACUGCCAUCCAGCUGUUCCUGUGAUGUUGUUUUGCUAUGAAAUAGGUAUUUGUCAACUAAAACUGACAAUAAGUAAUUUGUGCAUUAAAAUAUGGUUAUAGAUUUAUUUAUUAAUUUACUUAAUCCUGUUAA